This is a messenger RNA of Kalmanozyma brasiliensis GHG001, 1755 nucleotides long. RefSeq names its product Helicase, C-terminal. Gene Ontology annotation, molecular function: ATP binding; RNA helicase activity; RNA binding. Gene Ontology annotation, biological process: rRNA processing. Gene Ontology annotation, cellular component: nucleolus. NCBI's taxonomy places the organism in Eukaryota, Fungi, Basidiomycota, Ustilaginomycetes, Ustilaginales. The record is from RefSeq and is a predicted model, not a curated record. The transcript has a single exon. The coding region runs from base 1 to 1755 and encodes 584 amino acids.
AUGACGACAAGUACAACGGAAAAGGCGCUCGAAGACCGCGCCAAGUCGCUUCACAAGAAGGAGAAGAAGGCUGCCGCCAAAGCCGCCGCCGCCGCUGCAGCUGCCGGUGCCUCGGCCUCGACCAGCCUCGAAGGCUCGCCUUCCCCCGCUUCGCCUCCCAAGAAGGAAAAGAAGGACAAGAAAGACAAGAAGAGAUCCGCAGAUGAUGGUGACAUCUCCGUAGUGGACGACGAGAAGGCGGCCAAGAAGCGCAGGAAGGAGGAAAAGAAGGCCAAGAAAGCGGCGGCCAAGGCGAGCGCUGCGACCUCGAUCGAGUCGACGCCUGCCGCCACCCCUGCUCCUGUUGCUUCGACAUCCGCAGCAUCCUUCACGCCGACCAACCCUGCCGCGGCACGAGCGUUCCUCGAGACGAACAACAUCACCAUCGAGGCACCUGAGGAGUCAAAUGAGCGCCCGCCGCUGCCCAUGGUCGACUUCCGCGAGCUGGAGGGAAAGAUCGAUGCGGCCGUCAAGAAGACGCUCGAUGCACAAGGUUUCACCACUCCGACACCUAUUCAGGCUUGCUGCUGGCCUGUACUGCUGCAGAACAAGGAUGUGGUCGGUAUCGCAGAGACGGGGUCAGGAAAGACAUUCGCAUUCGGUCUGCCGGCGCUGCAACAUCUGGUGACCAAGCACAAGGUGCUCAAGGGCGACAAGAAGAAGAGCAAGGGCGCACAGGUCAAUGUGCUCGUGGUCGCACCGACGCGAGAGCUGGCGAUCCAGACCGAGGAGAACAUGGCCAAGCUGGGCAAGUCGAUGGGUAUUGGUAUGAUUUGCCUGUACGGAGGUGUCUCGAAGCAGGAGCAGGUGCGACUGCUCAACCAGACGCCCACGGUGCGCAUCGUGGUCGGCACACCUGGUCGUGUUCUCGAUAUGGCGAGGGACGGCUCGCUGGAUCUCUCGGGCGUCUCUUUCCUGGUACUGGACGAGGCGGAUCGAAUGCUCGACAAAGGCUUCGAGCCCGACAUUCGUGCCAUUAUCGGCAUGUGCAAGUCGCGCGAGGAGGGCCGUCACACAUCCAUGUUCUCGGCGACAUGGCCACCUGCGGUUCGCGGUCUCGCCGAGUCAUUCAUGAACGGUCCUGUCCGCGUUACUGUUGGUUCCGAUGAGCUCUCUGCCAACCGUCGUGUCCAUCAGACGGUCGAGGUUCUCGCCGAUGGCUAUGCUAAGGAGCGCCGACUCAACGACUUCCUGCGCUCCGUCAACGCCCAGCGCUCCAAGGACAAGAUCCUCAUCUUUGCGCUGUACAAGAAGGAAGCGCAGCGUAUCGAGCAGACGCUCCGUCGUGGUGGCUUCUCCGUCUCCGGUAUCCACGGUGACCUGGGCCAGAACGAACGCAUCGCCUCUUUGGAACGAUUCAAGACGGCCGAAACCCCUUUGCUCGUCGCCACCGAUGUCGCCGCCCGCGGUCUCGACAUCCCCAAUGUCGAGCACGUUAUCAACUACACCUUUCCACUCACCAUCGAGGACUACGUCCACCGCAUCGGCCGAACCGGUCGUGGCGGUAAGACGGGCAAGAGUCUCACGUUCUUUACCGAGAUGGACAAGGCGCAUGCGGGCGAGCUGAUCCGGGUGCUCAAGGACGCCGAUCAGAAGGUGCCCGACGAGCUCACCAAGUUCCCCACCACCAUCAAGAAGAAGACUCACUCGAGCUACGGUGAUCACUUCAAGGAGCUCGUGCCUGGCAAGGCCAAGAAGAUUACUUUCGACGAUUAG